Physcomitrium patens is the source of this 1530-nucleotide messenger RNA. RefSeq names its product lactoylglutathione lyase. Gene Ontology annotation, molecular function: lactoylglutathione lyase activity. Gene Ontology annotation, cellular component: cytoplasm. The record is from RefSeq and is a predicted model, not a curated record. Lineage: Eukaryota; Viridiplantae; Streptophyta; Bryopsida; Funariales; Funariaceae.
CGAGGACGGAUUGUUGCUGAAGCAGGAUAUGGGCGAGAAGUAACGAUUGAUUCAUCUCUCGAAGCUCGGCGGCUUUUGUCCUGUGAGGUUGGUAGUUCAUAGGGGUUGAGAAAUAUAGGUUACAACAUUCUGUUGUAAAAGAUGAUUUCUCUUUAUCAGUAUUGAGAUUCCCCUUCCCAUCAAGCACCAUUGAAUGGCAUCAAGAUCAUACAAUUGUAGACAUUGUAUUCUCUCAGCCUUGUAAUCUGCAGAGUCAGAUUCGAGUCCCAUCAUGUCUAAAUACGGUCCCAAUGAGCCUUUACCUCCAUCUCCUCGCUCGAGGGACAUGUAUGGGUCACCAGAAGGUUCGACGUACAGCCCGAAAAUGGCAUCCCCGCGUAUUAAAGUGUCGCCGCGAACAAGAAGGCUCAAAAAGUGGCCCAGGAAAGAUAUACGACGUAUGCUCCAUGUUGUGUAUCGUGUUGGCAACAUUGAGGAGUCCAUAAAGUACUAUCAAAAAUGCUUAGGUAUGCACAUUUUACGUAAAAUCGAUGCUCCAGAAGACAAGUAUCUGACUGUUUUCAUGGGAUACGGAAGAGAGGACAACCAUUUAGCUGUGGAGUUGACUUACAAUUAUGGUGUGCUCAAAUAUGAAAUCGGGACUGAUCUCGGGCAUUUUGGGAUUGCUGUACCAGACGUUCAAAAAACUCUGAACGAGAUGAGAGAGAAAGGAUUUUUGGCUCCAGCUACUACUUCAGUAGAUCUUAAUAAAGAUGUCUAUGCUUACAUAAAAGACCCGGACGGUUACCCCUUCAAACUCAUACAGAGGAAAGGUAUGCGUGAACGCCUUUGGCAAGCGAGUUACAAGGUCGCCGACAUCGACAGAUCAAUUCUUUUUUACCAAGAUGCUUAUGGAAUGUUCCUGCUUUCGAGAAACGAUUAUCCUUCAUCACAGAAAACAUUCGCAUACUUGGGCUAUAACUUGGAUGACACAAAAGCAACUGUCAUUGAACUGGAGUGUAACUACGGCGUCAAAGAGUACACCAAGGGAACUGGAUAUGUGCAGAUGGGGAUAAGCACGGAUGAUGUUUACGAGACGGCAUAUGCUGCUGAGUUGCAGCAUGCCCGAACAAUCCGUCCCCCUGGUCCCCUACCAGGCAUUCCGACGAAAAUUUAUUCUUGUCUUGAUCCAGAUGGCUGGAAAACUGUCUUUAUUGACAACUAUGACUUUGCACGAGAGUUAGAGCCUGCUGCCUUUAAAUCCAGAGUCACAACCAAUGUAAUACUGGAGACAGGAGAAGCAAAGAGAUGUAGGCCAUAUGAUUUCACUCUUGGGAAUGAUUGAGAAAAAUGGACACAAAAUUUGCAAAACCUUAGCAUGGAUUCUUAGACACGUUCACUGAAACCAAUAUUCUUUGAAGAUAAAACAUUAAGAAUGGCAGUUUAUAUAAAUCCUACCUAGAAUGGCCGGCAAGAAAAUGUUAGUGAGAACAAAAGAGUUUAUCUAUUAAGCAACGAAGGAAGGUAUGAAAGGAUAUAAUACUAAUUUUA